AUGUCACACAUUCCUGUUCGGGUCUUGGUCACGGGUUUUGGUGCUUUCAAAGAAAUCGCUGUCAAUCCCUCUUUUGAGAUUGUGAAGCGCCUACCGCCAUCUGUUGCAGAUGUCGAAAUCAUCGCUCAUCCUGAGCCAACCGAGGCCGUGUACCAUAAACUCUUGGAAGUCUCACCUCGCCUGAUCCAGCAGCAUAAUCCAACAAUCGUCCUUCAUAUCGGACUAGCCGUCGAAAGAGACUAUUUUGCAGUGGAACAGAGUGCCUUCCGCGACGGAUACCAUGAAUAUCCCGACGAGGAGCGCAAGGUGAUCUCAAAGUUGGAUGUGAAAAAAAUCUGGGGAAAGAAGAGUGCAGAAAAUCUCAGCUCAUCUUUCGAUUUGGAGUCUGUGGUUGAGGUUUGGAAACGGAAUUUGAGGUCACGAUCUGGUAACAAAGCCAGGGGCAAGAGAGAACUAAAGUCAUCGCAACAACAUCAGCUGCCUGAUGUUAGAUUCUCAGAUGAUGUAGGGGCGUGGGUAUGCGGACUAGUUUAUUACUCAUCUUUAGUUGAAUGUUCCAAAAGCAGCGGUGGCCAACGGAAUGUUGUUUUUCUACACGUCCCGCCACUCUCAGGAGAUUCAGAAUUGGAGAUGGGCAAAGAAGUUGUGCUCUGUUUGAUCAUGGCUCUAGUUGAAUCACUCCAAUAG
Messenger RNA from Clonostachys byssicola, 687 nucleotides. Lineage: Eukaryota; Fungi; Ascomycota; Sordariomycetes; Hypocreales; Bionectriaceae. The record is from the annotation of a GenBank genome assembly.